Molecule: messenger RNA, 249 nt
Organism: Anopheles marshallii
Lineage: Eukaryota; Metazoa; Arthropoda; Insecta; Diptera; Culicidae
Exons: 3
Coding region: 1-249 (82 amino acids)
Source: RefSeq, a predicted model, not a curated record
AUGGAUCGAGAGGAUGUAUUGAGCUUCAUCCAGCUGGUGGAGCAACACGAUGUCCUUUGGAAUAGGAAUAGUUCGUUGUACAAGGAUAUAAAUGCGCAUUCAGACGCAUGGGAAGAUAUAUCUAAAACAAUGAAUAUUCCUACUUCAGCUGCUAUCUAUAAACCAACCUGGUUUGCAUAUGAAGCCAUGGACUUCAUGAAAGCUGUUCGAGAAUGCAAAUCAACAUUGAGCACUCUAACGCAAUCGUAG